UCCGUGUAAAAAUCAAAAUAAUUUAUAUAAAUACAUAUAUUGUAUUUUCCGAUUCCAGAAUUAAUUAAUAAUAUACUGGGUUUAAAUAAGUUCACGAUGACGAGGCAACGAAUUCUAACGUUGCUGCUGAUCGCCCUAGAGAGUCUGGUGAAAAAACAGACGUCUGUUCAGCAGAUGUAUGGAAAACAAAGCGUCGAGCUCAUCAUGGAAAUCUUUGCAAAGUGUUUGUAUAAAGAAAACGAGAAUUUCCAAGUGGAUCAACGACUUUUGUUAGCGAUAGGCUCUUACAUUUGGGAAUGCAUGGCACGAUGUCCCGUGAAUCUUGAGAUUUUUCUCAAGAGUGGCGGAUUGUAUUCCAUGCUGGACGUCGUCGAGAUCGCGAACUAUCCCGUGAGAUGUUUGUAUCUCGGUGCGCUAACCGACAUAUGCGAUUGCACCUUCUGUGGGCCGUGUCUCUGCACCUGGAGAGGCGCCGAUAAAAAGACAGGACUGAUGUCCUUGCUCGCGAUCGUUUGGCGGGAGGAGGAAGACAGGAUCGGCAUCAAAAGGCGUGCCGACGAUACUGAAUUACCUCAGAUGGGUACUAAGCAAUGGACAGAUACUUAUCGUUCACAGCUCACGGCAGAUGCCAGUCCCACUAUAAUCGACAUGAUCGGUUCAAUGCGAUCGAAGAUCUUUAGUAUCCUGAAAAUCAUCGAGAGAGAUGGCGAUAAAUACAAAAUUGCUAAAAAACAUUACAAGAUCCUGCUCCACGAAUUGCCAAUAAAAGAUCGCGUAACUUUAUGUUGCGUCGACAUGUACCUGCGACUCAAGCUGGGUCAAAUGUGGACGGAGCUCAGUAGAUACCUUGAGCACGCCGGAAUCACGCCGUUAAGCGUGGACGCACAUCUAAUCGCUCACAUGGUGCACUGGCAUCAUUCCUGGGGUAUACUAAUCGAGGAGAAUCAGAGGAAGCUGAUCGCGGCCGUCAAACAUGCGGAUGAGAUCGCGGAAAGGGACGAGUUCGCGAAGAUACGCGACUCCAAGCUGGCGCCGGCUUUGGAUGCAUUAAACGAAGUCGAUCGUAUUCGUCGCACGACCGAAAGAUCGUACAUGCUACGUAAGAAGGAUCGGCAGAGGCGACAAGUUGACGCCUCUUUGUCGUUUCCGUGUGACGCCGACAACAAACGAUGUCACCGAACGUUUUCGGACAAAGCAAAUGUCACGGCUAUUCUCGGACAACAUCAAUCAAUCGAUAGUUCGCACCUGGGAGAUUCACAUAAUUUUAUGGAAUUACUCCCCGUGUCACCCCCUGAUUCACUACGCGAAGAAACCUUUUCUUCCUUCAUCGCUGUUUCCGGUGAUUCUCACUUUUAUGAAUGCCAGCUUGCAAAAGAGUAUCUUAUCGAGAACCUAAAUCAAUAAUCUCUAUAUUUACGUUAUUAAACAUUCGAUAAAAAAAACAUAUACAGAAUUAAAUAAUUAAUUGCAAUAAUUAUAUCUUCUACAAGCGAGACAAUAUUAUCUUGUUACGGUAGAGCAGUUGUCCACCUUGUCGACAAGAGUACCUAUCGUCAAAAGAAUAUCAUCUUUUGAUAGUAUAAUUUAUCUAACAAACAUCAAUCCAUAUUCUAAAUAAAUGAAACCCAUGUUUCA
Molecule: messenger RNA, 1635 nt
Organism: Formica exsecta
Lineage: Eukaryota; Metazoa; Arthropoda; Insecta; Hymenoptera; Formicidae
Product: cilia- and flagella-associated protein 69-like
Exons: 5
Coding region: 97-1404 (435 amino acids)
Biological process (GO): positive regulation of flagellated sperm motility
Cellular component (GO): sperm midpiece; non-motile cilium
Source: RefSeq, a predicted model, not a curated record